UAGGGCAGCUGAACAUCACUUCAAGCCGUGACGUGAAUCUUUUCCACUCCGGUCCGAAGCUGCAGGAGCCUCCCCCUUCCUCCCCUCUCCCUCUUGCUGCUCUCCUCCUCAUGCCUUUCUCCUCCGGGCAACACGGACUUUCAUGGAAAAUGAUUGACUUUAACUGCAAGUAGUUACCCCGAGGAACCGAUGUCUGUGCGCCUUGCACCUACAGCAACUGCACCAGUGUCUUAACGCACUAGAACUUGCCUGCGCUUCGUCAGAAGAGAGCUUAACUUAAUGCAAGUCAGCAAUGGUGCAUCAACUCAUAGAAGAAGAACCUAAAUGAGGAUUUUUUUUUUUGUGGGACAACAACAACAACAACAACAACAACAACAACAACCUUACACUCCCUAAAUCUGGAUCGGGUUGGAUCGAGAGCGGUUCAAAUGUCUCCGUGGCUGCUUUGUGGCUAAGCGGGGGCGCACAACGGGCAGCCCAGCUCCUGACUGUGAAACACAGGGCUAACAUGUUGUCUCUGUUAAAUAAACGUUUUCAACAAAUGAUCUGUUUAGUUUAGUAGCCCAAGUUCGCUGUGUCUUUUUGCGCUGCUCAGUCAUUGCAACAACAGACCAGCAGCCGGAGCAGGUGUGUGGCGACCGGCGCAGAGGAAAGAAGGGAGAUGUAAGAAAGAAGACUUACUACAUCACGACGGAAUAUAAACACUGAAUUGUUCCGCUAUUCACAUUCAAGGCACUUCUUCUUCUUCUUCUUCUUCUUCUUCUUUUGGAAGGCAAUACAAGUAAGUAACAAGUUUGUCCAGGGAAGCCGAGAAGAGAUGACUACCAACACUGUUCUCCUGCUCUCCAUCCUCUCUCUCACAAGCAGCAGGGCAGAGAAUGCAGAGGAACGGCUGGUGAACUACCUGUUGGGUCCAGAGCGCUACAACAAACUCAUCAGACCAGCUGUCAAUAAGAGCCAGCAGGUCACCAUCUCCAUACAGGUGUCUCUGUCUCAGCUCAUCAGUGUAAAUGAGCGAGAACAGAUAAUGACGACCAACUUGUGGCUGUGUCAGGAGUGGAACGACUAUAGGCUGAGAUGGGACCCAGAAAAGUAUGAAGGCAUCAAGAAACUACGUAUACCAUCCAAACACAUCUGGCUACCUGAUAUAGUGCUCUACAACAAUGCUGAUGGCGUGUACGAGGUUUCCUUCUAUUGCAAUGCUGUGGUCUCCAACACAGGAGACAUCUUCUGGCUUCCCCCGGCCAUCUACAAGUCGGCCUGCGCCAUCGAGGUGCAGAACUUCCCCUUCGACCAGCAGAACUGCACUCUCAAGUUCCGCUCCUGGACCUACGACCACACAGAAGUUGAUCUCAUCCUCACGAGUGACUUUGCCAGCCGUGAUGACUUCACGCCAAGCGGAGAGUGGGACAUCGUCUCGCUCCCAGCACGCAAAAACGAGGACCCCAAUGACAUCACCUACCUGGAUAUCACCUAUGAUUUUGUGAUCCAGAGGAAGCCGCUGUUUUACACCAUUAAUCUGAUCAUCCCAUGCGUGUUGAUCACGUCGCUGGCUAUCCUGGUGUUCUACCUGCCGUCAGAUUGCGGGGAGAAGAUGACGCUGUGUAUCUCAGUGCUGCUUGCGCUCACUGUGUUCCUGCUGCUGAUAUCAAAGAUAGUCCCACCCACCUCUCUCGCAGUGCCACUCAUAGGUAAAUACUUGAUGUUCACCAUGGUGCUGGUCACUUUCUCCACUGUGAGCAGCGUCUGUGUCCUCAAUGUGCACCACCGUUCGCCAUCCACCCACCACAUGCCUGACUGGGUCAAACGCCUCUUCUUAGUCCGCCUGCCCACCUUCCUCCUCAUGAGGCGUCCAGGCUCUUCCAAUGUCCGCGAUAAGCUCCGCCGGAAGUACGCCAACCGGGGCACGGUUGGGAAAAGCAAUUCCCAGAGUGGCUUAGAGAAGAAGCAGUACUCCAACAUCAGACUUGGUGGGAUCCGAACGGACACCGACUCUUUCUACGUGAAUGAGGACUUGGCACACAAGUUUUGCUGGAAGGUGGGCGACAUCCCAGAUGGGGGUGGCGGGUUUUCAGGUUUGCGGAGGCGUUUGGCUGUUCAGUGGGAUGCAGAUCUGGAGGAGGCAGUGGAUGGAGUGAGGUACAUCGCUGAACACAUGAAGACCGAAGACGUCGAUGAAGGGAUCAUAGAAGACUGGAAGUACGUAGCCAUGGUGAUAGACCGUCUGUUCCUGUGGAUCUUCAUCCUGGUGUGUGUGGUGGGAACUCUGGGGCUCUUCAUGCAGCCGCUGUUCCAAAGCUAUAACACACCCACUGCUGAUGACGCAGAGUAUGGAGAUUUCUAGGAUUUCUGUGACAGGUGAAAGAAAACAGUUGAAUAAUCGUCUGUCAUAGAAAGUAUAAUUGAGAGGCUCUGAUCAGUCUUUGUUGGUUGGAUCUGAUACAAAACCAGCCUAAUAAUGCAGCCAGCUACAUUGGUUGUGUUUGCAACAGUGGACCUCAAAUCAUACGGGAACACUUUUUACUGCAUGGCUUCUAUUUUUGACAGACUAUGCUUCCUUCCAAGCUCCGCCGUCACCACAGGCAUGGCAGUAUUGAUAUACUUUUUCUAACUAGGUGACAUUGUCAUGGAGCCAAGAUACAAGAACAUACGAGACAGGUGCAGUCACUAUUUUUUUUUAAUAAGUCAACCACAAACCACAAAACUGGUGAAAAAUACUGGUAAUUUGUCAUCUUUGUUUAAUUUUGGACUGGCUGUGCUGCUGACCAACAGUAGGAGCUCUGUCUAAUGGAGGCACAAAGGUUCAUCACACAUGAUGUCUGCUCUCCUCUGCAGCACUUAAUACCUUAAUACCAAUUGUUCAUGUUGCUACAGUACGAUGAAUGGGCCAUCCUGUUGUGUUUCCCUACACUUUUCAAACCUUUAUGGUAACAAAGCAAAGACACUUUGUCUUAUCCACUUUUUCUCUUCAUGAAAAUAUUAAUGCACCAUCCCUCUCGCUCUGUCCAUUUCUGCUUCAGAGCUUUGUAUCUCAGCUCCUCCAUCCACCUCCCAAGCAGUGUUGUAAUCUUUAAUGCACUUCUGUCUUAUUUUGAAGAAUGUGUAUUCUACUCUUGCUUCCUCUUUCUGUCUUUCUCUCACUUGUUUGGUUAUUCUUUUAUUUUCUCUCCUUUUGUUUGUUUGCCAUAUCACGUCACAAUUGUAGCAGCACCAGAUUCUAUACAGCAUUAACAAUAAAUAUGACACUGACUGUAUUCUAUUACAUGUUGAAUAAAAUGCUGUGGAUUUCAA
Molecule: messenger RNA, 3291 nt
Organism: Dicentrarchus labrax (European seabass)
Lineage: Eukaryota; Metazoa; Chordata; Actinopteri; Moronidae
Product: neuronal acetylcholine receptor subunit beta-2-like
Exons: 8
Coding region: 818-2344 (508 amino acids)
Biological process (GO): nervous system process; chemical synaptic transmission; regulation of membrane potential
Cellular component (GO): postsynaptic membrane; synapse; neuron projection
Molecular function (GO): acetylcholine-gated monoatomic cation-selective channel activity; transmembrane signaling receptor activity
Source: RefSeq, a predicted model, not a curated record